AGGAGACUGUCUAUUCUCGGAUAAGCUUCUAACUCAGUUGAUCCCCGUCUAACGGACUAGUCGCGGCUUCUGGUGGCUCCCCGUUUGAACCCCUGGACCGUGGUCCCUAAUCCAGUGUUGACUCUUGCUAUCGACACUUCAGAAUAAGGUCCAAACCCAAACUUCCCACGAGAUUAUCCACCACGGUGGGGUUUCACUUUGGGUUUGUUUUCCCCCUGGGAAUAAUAAUAAACAAGACCCCUCGGUAGCUGCCCAACAGCUGGAACUGGGUCCAGACUGGGGUUGUUGAUUUCUAGAGACCGGCUCCUACUCGUUCGACCGUCCUAGAAUCCUAGAAAAUCCUCCGACGGCCUCACCCGGCUUCUCUAGUGUCGAUAGUCCUUCAAAUACGCCAUGAUUAUUGCUGGUCUGUGACCGGUCUCACUCAAUUUGCUCACCUUCAUCCAUUGUGCUGCCUCGACGUUUCACUCCGAGUCGCUCUCGCUCCACCCCUUUCACUCCCUGCUGACCGUCCCUUGCGACCGCCUCUUGCUCCGACUCUCCCUGCGUCCUCGUCCCCCCCUUCUGCUAAAUUUUCCUACUUUCCCGUCCUCUGAAAAAUCCUCGACGAGGACGGCCGACAACGCUUCUCUCCACCGUCUGCCCCCUCCCCGCACCAUACCAACAUUCCAAUGGCGCCCCUCGACGAGGUCCAGGUCGGAGACCUGGUGAAUGUUCCCGGUAGCAUGUACGGAACGGUCCGAUAUCUCGGGACUGUCGCCGGAAAGCCGGGGAAGUUCGCUGGGAUUGAAUUGGCGGCGGAGCAUGCCAGACGCGGGAAGAACAGUGGUGACGUGGAUGGGAAGAAGUACUUUGCGACGUCCAUCGCCGGGUCGGGCAUCUUCGUGCCCAUGAACAACAACAAAUAUGUCUGCAAACGGUCGUCCGGGUCGUCCUCCAUGGGCCCGUCCGCCAACCCGCCCACCCCCUCCCGACCGGUCAACUUCAGCAAGUCCGUGGGCCCCGGUACGAGUCCCGCCGUGCGGCCCCCGCGAGUGAGACGGCCCUCAUUACCGCGACCAGAAUCCCCCCGGGGUCCGCCUCCCUCCAAACUCAGCCUGGCCGGACUACGCACCCCGUCCGCCGCCGCCCGUUCUGCUCCGAGCUCGAACGGUUAUCCGCGGAGUCCCGUGAAAGGAAGCCCCGUCAAGGCUCCGUCUCGGGCCUCCGAUCGUCCGCCCUCGCGAGUGAGCCUGGAGGAUGACGCCGUGUCGACCAGAACCUCGGAUUUCCCCAUCCGCACGUCCAAUGUGGCCGAGAUACAAGGCUUGAAAGACCGUGUGUCGAACCUCGAGCAACAGCUGUCGGAUCGCGACCAACAGCUGGGCGAACAGGCCGGGGCGCUAUCCGAAUUCCAGCAUCUGCUGGAGGAGCUCGAGGGCUCCGAUGCCCUCUCGGUCCGGGCCCAGCUGCGGGAGAAGAACGACAGGAUCGCGCAGUUGAUGGCCGAGUUCGAUCUGCACCGAGCCGACUUCCGCAGUACUCUCGACACCUUGGAAAUCGCCGCGUCGGAAACUGAGCGGGUAUACGAACAGCGGCUCGAGGAGGUGAUGCAGCACAACCGGGAACUGCAAGAUCGCGGGGAGGAUGUCGAGGAGGUGGCCCGGCAGCUAAAGCAGCUCGAAGAGCUCGUGUCGGAGCUCGAGGAAGGUCUCGAGGAUGCCCGCCGUGGAGAGGCCGAGGCUCGGGCGGAAGUGGAAUUCCUUCGAGGCGAAGUGGAGAGGACCAAGCUCGAGCUACAGCGAGAGCGAGAGAACUCUGCAGGCCCUCGAUCCAGCACGGGUGGGCCCCGUCAAUCUCGGGAGCUGGAUCAGAAGGACGACGAGAUCCGCGGGUUGAAGGCCAUCAUCCAUUCUUUGAGUCGGGGAGAUCCUGACAUCCAUGCGCUUCAGCAGAAUGGGCUCAAGUCCCAGGGCGACCACGACCCUCAGCACCUGGCCGACUUGGAGCAACAGGUCCAAGAGCUCGAACGCCUGACUGAACAGAAGACCUACCGGAUCGAGGAGCUGGAGCGGGAGCUGCAACAGUCCCAGACCAACGGUAACAGUCGGACCCGCAGCUCGACAGUCACUGUUGCGGCCCCCCACCACCAAAAGACCGGGUCCACGUCGAAGGCUAGCAACCACCUUACUAGCAACCACUCGCAUCGCCUGUCGGAUCGCACCGUGGUCCCUAGUGACUGGCACGAUGCUCCCGAGCCGGAUGACGAUUACCAACCCUAUCCUCCCCAACGCACGGCCCCGGAUGCCUCGCACCGUCGCCUCGAGACAAUGCCCGAGUCCGACAGCCGCUCGGACGACGGCAAUUCCAUGUGGUGUGAGAUCUGCGAAACCGGGAAUCAUGAUAUUCUGAGUUGCUCCAACAUGUUCGGUGCGCAGAACAAGAACAAAGACGCACCGUCCAAGGGGCCUUCCCAGUAUGAGACCGCGACGGAAGACAAGCCGACCUCGGAGAGCUCGGCGGCUGGGGACGCGACUCCUUCGAGCCAAAGUGAGAGCACAACCCCCCAGAAGACCGGCCGCGAUGUGGUGGCAGAGGGACUGAAAGGAGUCGGCAUGGCCAUGUCGUCGUCCAUGUCAACAACCUCCAUGGCCCCGGUGGCUGGGAAAGCGAGCGGUGUGAUUGAUGAAACAAAGUGGUGUGCGCUCUGCGAGAGAGACGGCCACGAGAGCAUCGAUUGCCCGUUUGACGAUUAAAUGGGGCUGCAUAUCGACAUGAAUUUCAUGGUGACGGGCACCUAGAUAUGUUCUUUCACUCCUAUCUAUUUUUUAUUUUUUUUGCGACCUUCAACGCUCCUCCACUGUGUAAUGUGAGAUGUGCUCAUGGUACAGCGUGCCGGGUCUGUUUUGCCUAUUUUGUUUAAUCACCCUUUGCUUGUUUCAACAUCGGUAUAUCCAUUGAUCUUGGUCUUCCCUUUUUUCUAUCUCUUCACUCUUCUUCCAUCCUGUUGGCUAGUGUCUUGAUGCUUGACUAUACUCUUUAUCGGUGGCAGACGCCUUAGAUUGCCAGGGUUGUUUAUUAUUCCAGGGCCGCUUGGUCCAUGUGUUAAUAGCUUCAUGCUCCGUUCAGCUAUUUGAGUCUGUUUGGACGUUUUUCCCUUUUCUUCUGUUCACCUUCCCCUCCUUCUUUGUUUCUCAUUCUCUUCUCUUCUCUUUUUUUCUUUUUUUAUAUUCCUCGUUGAUACACUCGCCGGCUUACAUCCUUCGAGCGUUUGGACCUGAUGCAUUUAAUCACUAUAUAUAGGCCGCGUGCACUUAAUACAAUUGACAAGGAUACAGAGUCCUUUGUUCAAAAUAUGACCAUUGCUGUAGGGUAAAAUAGAUAUGAAUACAACACAAUAAAACAGCCCAACAAGCAAGAUACAAC
Messenger RNA from Aspergillus candidus, 3405 nucleotides. Its product is annotated as CAP-Gly domain containing linker protein BIK1. The record is from RefSeq and is a predicted model, not a curated record. The coding region runs from base 672 to 2735 and encodes 687 amino acids. NCBI's taxonomy places the organism in Eukaryota, Fungi, Ascomycota, Eurotiomycetes, Eurotiales, Aspergillaceae. The transcript has a single exon.